Gamsiella multidivaricata is the source of this 2623-nucleotide messenger RNA. RefSeq lists its product as uncharacterized. NCBI's taxonomy places the organism in Eukaryota, Fungi, Mortierellomycota, Mortierellomycetes, Mortierellales, Mortierellaceae. The transcript has a single exon. Gene Ontology annotation, biological process: exocytosis. Gene Ontology annotation, cellular component: cell tip; Golgi to plasma membrane transport vesicle. Bases 318 to 2444 code for a protein of 708 amino acids. The record is from RefSeq and is a predicted model, not a curated record. Gene Ontology annotation, molecular function: guanyl-nucleotide exchange factor activity.
CCUGUUCCUGUUCCUGUUCCUGUUCCUGUUCCUGUUCCUGUCCCUGUUCCUGCUCCUGUUCCUAUUCCUGUUCCUGUUCCUGCUCCUGUUUCUGUUUCUAUUUCUAUUCUUGUCCCUGUCGCUCGUGUCUUCCAAUGCACCUGCAAAUAUGCGCCACACACUUCAUUUUCAUAUGUACUAGACAGCAGCCUGUGCUCCGCUUCCUUUUUUUCUUUUUUUGCCGCCAAAUAUUCAAUCGACGACUUUCCCAAACCAUUCAGCACGCGACAACGGAAAUAACCUUUUUCCCCUAAAUAAUCCCUUGCACAGAAUAAAAAAUGUCGGUGACCUGCACCAAUUGCGGGGCCGCCGUGCAACUGACGGCCUCAAGUCUCAACCACCAGCAACAGCACAAUGACCCUCUCAUCCCCUUCGUCAAGGCCCAGAUCGACGACCUUACGGCCCAAAACUCAAGUCUCGUCGCCGAGAACGACUCGUUGGCCAACAAACUCGUCGAGUCCACAGAGGGACGUAUGGACCUUGACCAGCAGCUCAAUAUUGCUCAGAUGGAACUUCAAGCUGUCCAGUCCGAGCUCAAGACACUCAGGGAGAAUCAAAAACAUUAUGACCAGCUGUUAAGCAUGAUCCAAUCCGGCCAGUUGAUUGAAAAGAAGGACGUGCAGCCCGUGAUUGAGAACCUGGCUUACGAAUCCCAACGCAGGUCCCAGAUCGAGACUUCCAAAAUGAAGCUGGAGUCUGAACUCGAAGAUCUCAGUCGGAGUUUGUUCGAGGAGGCAAAUCGCAUGGUCAAUGAGGAGCGGCAGGCAACGUACUUGGCAGGAAAGAAGGUUGAAGGACUGGAGCGACAGCUGGACGAGGUCUUAGACCUGUGCAAAUCUGAGCGGGAUCAGCUCGUGGAGCUGAAGCUGAGGAUGGGCAAGUUGUCGGACGAGAAUGACAUGAUCCAGCGGGAGCGAGACGCGAUCGAGUUUGCGUUUAUUCAGCUUCAACAACAAAUGCAGCAGCAGCAACAAUAUCACCACAGCCCUAUGGUGAUGCAUCAUCACAUGUCGGCGACAGCGGCAGCACGCCGUGGAAUGCCCGUCAACAUCGCUAGUUCCCCCACAAUCACAGGCGCUUCUCUUAGUCUGAAUGUAGAAGCUGCAGCAGGAUCGAGGAAACAUGUUCAACAGAUUCUCCAGUACGACGCACGGCAACAUCGUAGCUCCGCAUCGAGCGUACGGUCAAAGACGGACUCUUGCUAUUUUUCGGAUGAAGACCACCCGGGAUCACAUCUGCUUAAUGACCCGAUCGAGGACAGGAUCCCGAUCCUAGGAUUCCAUCUUUGGGAUCCAUCUUUCAUUGAAUUCAAGACAUAUGUCGAGGGCAUUUUCGAUGCGGGUGCGAGUACGGGCACGUCUACCAAGUCAGGCACAGCAUCAGAUAUGGGAUCUAAAACAAACCAGCAAUCUACCGCACCCUCCACCACCUCUUCCGCUCUCACCUCAAUGUACUCGUUCAAUAUCAUGGCCAAGACCCCGGCCGCGCCAACAGCCAAUGUCAUGAUUCCUAUCAGUAGUCUGCUGUCGAACUGCCGUCUCUUGAAAAAGAUAUCGUCCGAGGAUGUUGAAGCGACUCUGAGGUUCGAGCCAGGAAACCUUUUGUCAUGGACUCAGAGGAAGCGAUUGAUGGCUGCAGUGACCGAGAACACUCUUGUUGUGGAGGCCGUGCCCAUGAGUUCAGGUUUAGGCUUCAAGGACCAGACCCAUUCGCCUGUCGCAGCCACUCAUCCCCAGAACCAGCAACGUGGAUCCUCCAUCGCUCAGCCGUCAGUUACCACCAGCAAACCCACCUGCGCCCUUUGCGGGAUCAGCAUCACGACGCCACUCUAUUACCAGUAUCGCCUCACGGACAGCUCAACGGAAUCGAAGACGAUUUGCCCAUACUGCCGGACCCGAUUGACAUCCGUCUGUACAUUCUACAGUGUCCUGCGCAUGAUUUCGAAGCGCAUCAUUUCUAGCACAACGACACCCGAGAAGUUGUAUCUGGAUUUCUUAAGGAUCCGGCUGAGCAUGUUUUUGGCCCGCUGCGGUGUGGGUAUCGUCACGGGCGAGGAGGCCAAGCAGAAGCGAGAAAGUAUGCGUAGUCAACUCAUCGGUGUCCCUACUACCAGCAUCACUCUGUCUCCUCGCGUUCCGGCAGUCCAACAUGCCACAACCUCAACUACCGCGACGAAAAGCGCACAAAAUAAUUCACAGCGGGAACCAGCUCCUGCGAAUAUUAUCACGACAAACAUUACGCCUACCCAAGCAACGCUUAUGAACAAGAGUCUCUCAACCAGUGCCGGUCCAAGGGAGACUGCGACUAUCAAGGAACAGGAUGAAGAGAGUGCUGCCAGUACUUAUCAUCACGACAGUAAAAUCAGCAGCCCUGUCGAGGUCAUAGUCGGACCCAAGAGCCCCUGAGACCGACUCUGUUUUUAAUGAUCCACUACACACCAAGCGGUGCUAAAUGACCCACAGCCGCAUAGCCCUCCGCUUCCCUUUUAGUUGUAACAUUCCAUUUCUUGUAGAUUAUAAUUUUUUCAUGAUAACGACGAUGGAUGCAAAAUAAAUACAGGAUCGAUACCCAUCUCGAGACCAGA